GAGAGCCGCAGUAGCUUUCAGUUCAGGUGUGUUUUUAUACCGGAUCGCAGGCCCUGUACGUAGUUGGCUCGCUCGGCCGAAGAGCGCGAGUAAGAGUAUAGAGCGACUAGACUGUAGCGCAGUGUCCAGUGGGCCGUCGCGCUGAUGUAGGAGCAAAGAAAACAAAAAUAGUAAAGGUGCAGUUCAUUAUUGAAGAAGUAACCGAGAUUAGUUCAUAGAUCAAGGAUCCACCUUAAUUAUUCCUUGCUAAUCGGAGUCUCAAAUUCAGCUCGCCGAAGACUGCAGCCACAGAAUCCUCGAAAACUGAGAAAAGAUGCGACUGCAGCAUCAGAUUCGAGAAGCGGAGCGAAGCGUGGCGGCGUCGUUCAUCAACGGCGGCGCAGCAUCCGAGCCUUGAGUGCCUGUGUCUGUGUGUCUGUGUGUGCGGCGCAUGCAGCUGCUGCAGCGGCGAGUCGUGGAAUACUUGAUCGCGAUCACACGAGAGGGAGAGAAGAGGAGGCGGACCUGCUGCAUACAACUGCACCAGAGAAGCUACUAUCGUCUCGCAAGUGCAGCCUACUGCAGGAGUUGGAGAAAAACUGGGGCAGUGCAGGUGCGCGAUGUGGAGGGCGACGAACCUGUUGCUCGUCCUGGCGGGCAUCGUGGGGCUGGCCCAACCUUUGAGUCUGCAACCAGGGCGAUGCACCAGCCUCUGCGAGUGCGGCACGUGGCUGGGCUUGCCCUCGGCCGUCUGCACCGGUCAGCGACUCUACAGCAUCCACACGGGUGCUCCGAGUUACAUUCAGGCUCUCGAUUUAUCCAACAAUUCCAUCAGCAAGCUCGAUGAUCGGGAAUUAUCGAAAGCGGGAAUGACCAGAUUGAAGUAUCUCAACCUGUCGAUGAAUGCCAUAGGCGAAAUCGGACUGGAAGCCUUUGUUCAUUUGAAGAACCUCACCGUUCUCGACUUGUCCUACAACCGUAUAGAUUACAUAGUUGCGGACACAUUUUAUUCUAACAAAAAGCUGAAAAUCCUUAAUCUUGCCGGUAACAAGUUCAAUCUCCACGUGCCGAAACUCCACAGCACGACGAUCACGAGCCUGAAUAUGAGUGGCUGCCGAAUCGAUUACUUGCAUGCGGACACCUUUUUGGGAUUGACGCAACUUCGCAAGCUGGAUCUGUCGAACAACUUGCUGGAAAAUCUGGACAAGGAUGUUUUGCGCGCCAUGCCCGAUCUGGAGUCAGUAGUUCUUGAAAGAAACAAAUGGUCAUGCAAUGGAGCCACCUACGAGUUGGAGCUCUAUCUGCGCGAGAAUAAGAUUCGAGCAGAACCGCUCUGUCGAAAACCAUCAUCAGUUUCCAAAAAAUUCGAAAAUAUAAUCGAGUUGAAAGCAAUUAGCAGCAGCGAAUCCCAAUCGUCGGCCAAAAAGCUGCUACCUCGAACCUCUUUUACGAGUCCAAACAACAAUAACAAGGUCUCAUGGGAUAUGACUCCAUGGCACGACCUGAUGGAGGAAGCGAUAGAAGAGCAGGAAGAACAACAGACGGCUGAUUCGGGUUCUUCGGGUAUCUUCCCCAGUACUCUUGGCAACGUUUCACCUUUCUGGUUUCUGCUGAUUGGAUUUCUCGUGGGGAGUGGCGCUACCAUGGUUGUAACAUAUCUUUGGCUUUCGACUACCAUAUCGUGCCUGAUUCCAAGGAUUCGGCGAGCCGAGGCCGCGGAUUCAGUUGAUGCCAGUUCUCAAAGGGUCUCGUUGCUCAGACAUUUGUGGCACCAGGAAAACUUGGCGAACUCAGAGGAUAGUGGUAACGGAAGCGGUGGUGGGAUUGCUACGGCUACGACUGCUCUUGUACCAACGACCGGAUCUGCGACAACGAUUCCAUGUCCAGGUACUCCUCCUCCGCCUUAUCGCGAAGUAAUGCUUCACCGGAAUCUUUAUCCCCGAGCGGCAAUGGCUGGAGCAGCCCAACAGCAAAUGUCCGGUCGAUUGCAGGCGAAUGACGUGCCGACGGCGACUCUCUACAACAUAAUAUAACGCGAGUCUUCCUUCGAGAGCGGUUCAUGCAGUAGGAAGAAGCGAUGUCUGCAUAUGACUGCGAGAGUGUUGCCAGACGGCGGCUUGCGUUUGAGUGCCUUGUACUACGUAUUAUAGGCUUUUGCGGAAACCUCUGUGCCUUUUCUUGUGCCUUAAUUAUGCGAGUAUUGCGAAUAGUUUUUUUUAAACUCUUAUUUUUUGACGAUUCAAUUAUUGCCUAGCACUGAUUGGGAUUUCAAAACAAAUCAUUAUUAUUUUAUUACCUAUAACCAUUAGGAUUCAAAGAAUUGUAUAUUUAAUGAUUGAAUUAUAGAGCAUAAGAUAGCUACUGUCGUUUGACGUAAGUAAAUGUUUUAAACGGCUUAAUAUUCAUUAAUAUAAGUCUGUUAAGUGUAUGCAUUAAGCUAUUUUAUUUUAUUUUUAAUUCGCACCAUGUUGAAAACAGUUUGAUUUUAACUCUUGCUGUGUCCAAACCUAACAGUUAGAGACGUCUAUCUGUACAUACUCUGCACAUACUCAUCAUCUUACACUAAAUUAUGAAAUAUUAAGAUAAAUUACUCACGCCUAUUUUUCUUUACUAAAAAACUUUGUACUACUUCUGAUCAUGGUUAUACGUUAAUAGUAUAACUAUUGUUAUAUAAAUAGUCUAUCGAUUCUCGUGAGUUUAGCAGUGAAGAAAAACUCGUUUGUGUAGAGUAUGUUCCGUGUCUAAAUGUUAUUUUGCGAAUCUUUCUUUAUUUUUAAUGAAAAGGUUGAGGAGCUAAAACAAAAUUUUAUUACUGUAAUUAGCGUUAUUCGCAAUACCUAAUGUUAGAUAGAUAAUUACAUUUUUAGAAUAUUUUUUAAUUUAACAACUACACGUUAAUGAAUGAGAGUAUAUUAUGAUGAUGAAUCCGCUAUUUAUUUUUAUAAAUUUUAAGAAGAAAAUAUACUGAUGAUUAGCUUUUUUUAUAAUGUCGAACAGAAUAAAAGAUUUUAAAUAAGUUCUAGUUCACUUAUAAAAAGAACGCGUUGUCUGUACAAAGUACAUUCGCAUGGUGAGGUCUCUAAGGAUUUCAGUAUAUUUUUAUCUUAAACUUAUUUUACUAGUUAACGAUAAAAUUACUGCUAUAAAUACUCUGAUGUGGGUUUUCUCAUGUCACUAAAAAUGCUAUUUUUUACACAAAAAGUCCUUCUAGAAUAUAAAACAAGCUGCAAUUUGUGCAAAAAGGUUCCUUUUUAAGUGAAUCCUUGCAAAGAAGAUAGAAUGGAGUUGUUGGAAAUAAUUAAUAUUACAUUUGUCUUCCUCGACAUAAAUCAAAAGUGUGAUAAAUUACAAUUUUUCAAUCUUAUAAUAUUUAAAAAAAGUUCAUAUUAGAUUUCAACAAACACAUAGUUGAUUCGACUGAAUGUUAUGCUAUUUAAAUUAAAACAGUAUUAGAUAAUUAGAUUUAAAGGAAAUAAAUCAUGAUUUAGUAUUUUUUACAAUUUUUAAAAACUAUGGGUUGCGCCUUGCAGAAAGCUACAUUUUUUCUAACAUCAUGUUUGUAUAAGAAAACGAAUUCUAACAUUCAGAAGAAAUCUGGCAAAAUUAAAAAUGAUCUGUCUUGUUGCAACUUUCAAUAGGAUUUUUUAACGAAGUUUCUCUCUACAAAAACCAGUGAUAUCGCCGAUUCCACGCUUCAGUUGCCGGCUCGUCUUUUAUAAUGCCCCAAAUGCUAUAAAUAAUUAAUUGUAUUAUAACUUGAUUUUUACUAUCAGCAAGCUACUAUAAAUAAGACAUCGUACUACAAUAAUUGAA
Molecule: messenger RNA, 3792 nt
Organism: Nasonia vitripennis (jewel wasp)
Lineage: Eukaryota; Metazoa; Arthropoda; Insecta; Hymenoptera; Pteromalidae
Product: matrix-remodeling-associated protein 5
Exons: 5
Coding region: 600-2012 (470 amino acids)
Molecular function (GO): protein binding
Source: RefSeq, a predicted model, not a curated record